CAAAUUGAAAAAAUAAAGUAAAAAUGCUAAAGUUGAAAAAAAGUUAUUAAAAAAAUGGCGGCGGCGCUGGUAACAAUUAUGAGCAGCAGAAACAACAACUGCGCAAGAAGCACAGCUUAAAAGAAACCAAAAAAGACAACCUUUCGGCUGCUACGAAAUUAAUCUGGUUUUUUAUGUUUCACUCGCGCGCCGCAGACAUAAAAUAAAGACAAACAACGUUGACCUGUGUGCGUCGUCUCUUGUGUCUUGUUGUUUGUUUGUCCCCGCGCUGUGUUUGUGUGGAAAAUGCCAUAAAAAACGUGAAAUUCAUUAAGCGACAACAACAGUUACGAGCCUGGCACAAUUUUACAUUGUUUACAUAUUCGGCUGUGCCCCGUACGCCAGCUUUCGUUGUUCUCCUCGUAAUUAAUGUGAUUUGUUCAGCCCCAAGAUCUGGAGAAGCAUUCGAGCGUCCAACAAGUUGGAGAAUAGUUGGCUUUAAUUGAAAAGAGUCGGACAAGAAAAUACGGCCCCGGCGGCCAGUGGAGGCCCGUCAGCAACAUGCAUCGAUCGCUGAAGCCGCAUGCAACCACCGCACUGGCUAAGAAGGUGCAACCGCCAACGAUACCAGGGGACACGCCACAGGAGACACUCCUCCACCAUCAUAGCCAGCAGCCACUGCAGCACCACCAUCACCCGAACCACCAGCCGCUGAUACCACUCUACCGGCUAAGCGGUCCACUGCGCCAUCACCAGAAUCAGGCGGAUGAUGGCAUCAGCAUGAGCGGGAGCAGCAUGGUAUCGUCGCCCUCGCUGGAGGAGGGCGGUUUCAACUUGCCGCGCGAGACCAGCGUGGCCCUGCGCCUCAAGGACGAAGUCCAGGGCUCGCCAGGAGCAGCGCCAUCUGCGGCGGGUGCAGUUCCCGGCGCAGCUGCAAGUGGAGGAGCUGCCCCGGCUGGGAAGACGGCUGUGCCCAUGGUGCCGCCACCGCCCGUUUUCUGUGCCACUCUGCGCGAGCCGCUGACCCACAAGGCGGCGGUCUACUACCACCAGCAGCUGGCCCUGCAAGAGGACCAGGGCAUCGACCUAACCCAGUCCCCGGGCCGCGACUCGCCCGGAUCGUCGUCGGGCUCUGCGGGCUCCGGCUCGCGUCACAGCACCGCCAGCUUGGAUUCCGGCCGGGCCUCCUCCUACCUGACGGGGGUGUCCUCGUCGGGUGCUUCCAUUCGGGCGCCCCUCUCCUCGCCGCGCUGCAGCUCCGUCAGCUCCUGCUCGAUUGGAAGCGUGGACCGGCAGCGCAACGACGAGCUCAUCAUCGACUGGCUCCUGGAGAUGAAGCACGAGGAGUAUGCGCAGCUUUUCAUCGCCGCCGGCUACGAUCUGCCGACCAUUGCCAGGAUGACGCCCGAGGAUCUCACGGCCAUUGGCAUUAAGAAUCCGCAUCAUCGGGAGCGGAUCAAGCAGCGCAUCGACAAGCUGCAGGUUCUGGACAAUCUGCCGCACUUUGUGCCGGGCUCGAUCGAGGAAUGGCUUCAGCUGUUGCGUCUGGAGGAGUACAUCCAGCCGUUACUGGAGCAGAACUACAAAACGGUGCGCGACGUAACCCAAGUGACUUGGGAGGAUCUCGAGGACAUUGGCAUUGUCAAGCUGGGCCAUCAGAAGAAGAUCCUGCUGGCCAUUAAGCGAGUUAAGGACAUCAUUAGUGGCAAGUGGAAUCCAGGCGGCGCCAAUGCCUACCAGCAGCAGGAGUACCAGAGGAAGCCAUGGCAAUUCAAUGUGCCCAUACCCAGUACGCCAUCCUAUGUGCCAACCGCGCGCGUCUCUUGGGACGACACGAAAAUCUAUGCCACCAGCAGUGUCCUUAAUGCCACUGCCCCAGCUGGAAGUAGUUGCUUAAAUAGCAGUCUCAGCAAUGGAGGAGAUGCCUACUACUGCACGGGCAGCAACCACGAGUGCUGCUCCGGCAACGAUGUGGUGCUCAUUAAGGUGCGCCAGCCACGCGGCAAGAGCCUGGAAUCGCUGGAGGACAUCCACGACAACAGCACGCGCAGCCAUCUGACCUUCAGCCAUUACACGACCACUGACUACGGCCACUUCGGUCCGCCCACAACGGCGGCGGCGGCCGCGGCCAUGGCAGCUGCUGCCACUCUGCAACAGCAACACCAUCACCAACAGCUCCUGCAACAACAACAGCAGCAGGCUGCGGCCGCCCGCCUCCUGGGCAGCAAUGCAGCCGCCAUGGCUUGGCGGCGAUCCUACGACGACGGCGACAUUACACCCACCAACGAUGCUACGCGGGAGCUGCUCUAUGACCAGGAGGGCGGUGGCACGCUGCCCCGCCAGCAGCGGGGAAUCCUGCAGAGGGCGGUACUGAAUACGAUGCCACCGCUGGAGCACCAUCACUACAUGAAUGCGGCGGCGGCGGCAGAGUACGGAGCAGCCACUGGUGGCGAGGGAGGAGCGAAUUAUAUGAGUGGCAGUCCUUUGACUGGGAAGAAGAUAGCGCCAGAGCCACCGCGUCGUCACUGCAGCAUACGCAACUCCCGCACGCUGAGCGGAGAGGGAGUGCCACCGGGAUCGGUGACGCAGGUGCAGCCCCAGGCUGGAUCACAGCAGCAGACACAACAGCAGCCGCAGCACAUGUUUUAUGGACAUGCCGCACAACAGCACUGGCAGCAACAGCAGUCGGCAGGGGCUGGUGGCAAUCAGCAGCCCAUUUAUGCAAACUACGCCACUAUUCAGCAAACCACGGCGGAGAUACACUGCGAGAAAUACCACGACAAUAAGUCAACUUCCAGCAUUGAUUCCAUUGACACGAUACCGUUCGCCAACGAGAACACCGGGACGAUCAAGCAACGACUGCUCAACCGCCAGGAGCUGCAGGGCGGUACGGCCAAUCCACACCCCGCCCACCUGCACUCCUCCAGCUCGAGCUCCAGCUCCUCCUCCACGAACACAAUCGCCAACAUUGCGCACUCGUUCCACUCGCUGAAAUCUUCCAGCUCGCUGCACGACGCCACUCUGGCGCGCAGUGAAAGCAUGGGCAGUACGGCCAGUGGCGGGAGUGCCCUCCACCUGCGCUCCCCCACUCUGGAUGCGUCUGCUGUUGCCGCCGCUGCUGCUGGAGGAUCAGCGGGAGCCACCAAUGAGACGUUGACUUCGCCGGAUGCAGCCACUCCGAGUGUUGCUUUAAGUACGGGCGUGCCGCCAAAGGUCUCGGUGAAUGUGCUGAACGAUAUCGGCAACAUGCUGGCCAAUCUGACGGACGAGCUGGACGCCAUGCUCGAGGAGGAGAAGCGUGUGGGGCUCAACAUCGACAGUGAAUGAAUGAAGAGGACCCUAGGCCAGUCUCCUCCGGCACUCAGCCAACAAACAAACACUCUCCAAUCAAACAACAAGAAUCGUAGUGUAGCUGAAUUUUGUGGUAGAACUUGUGGUGUGUCUUGUAAUGUUUUAUGUACUUUAACUUAAGUUGAUCUUGUUUUUACAUUUUUUGUUCCAACUGCGUAGGAAGAAGCAUCAUUUUGUAAUCUUUUUAUAUAUAUUUUUUUUAUUUUCAAAUACACAAUGUGUAGUAAAAAGGUAAACUAAAAACUGAAAAGCUUUCGAAGAACCAUGUAUACUUUUGAACUUUUCCUAAACUCUCGUCCCAUUCCCAAAAAUAUAAGUGUUACAAAAUAAACAACAAAAAUAUCCAACUAAAGCGAUGAUGGCAAGCGGAUAUGAAGCGCAAGAUGCAAGUAUGCAUAGUUAUUAUAUAGCAUAAAAUAUAUAUAAUUCUAUAUAUAAAUAAAUAUUUAAACAAAAUCAUUUAUAUGGACAAGUAUUUAGUGGUUCGAUACUAUACAAAACGGAAACGGAAGUCGAGAACCACACACGGCACACUCUUAAACACACACACAAGACAAACAGGAUCAGACACCAACUACUAUCUAAAAAAUCUUUCAGACAAUUUCAAAUUGCAUUUAUGAAUUACUUAAAUCCCUCAUUUGUACUUUACCAGUUUAUUGAUUCUGCCUGCACAGACAUUUUUUUGUUUGUUAUGAUUAGAACUAAAAUCAAACUAUAUGAAAUGAAUGUAUAAUUAAGUGUUAUUCCAUACAAAGUAAAAAGGAUGCAUUAUAUAAAAUAUAAAACUUGUAUUAGCGUUGUAUUAAGCACGCAUAAGAGAAUUACAUUAUGUUUAAAAGAUCAUGAAUGCUGAACCAGAUACAGAAUUCCGAAGUAUACAUUUACAUUGCCUUCUUUAUAAUUUAAAUAAAUACAAAAAUUUUUAGUAUGAAAUGUA
This is a messenger RNA of Drosophila bipectinata, 4267 nucleotides long. RefSeq names its product CRK like proto-oncogene, adaptor protein (gene ckn). Gene Ontology annotation, molecular function: signaling adaptor activity; protein phosphatase binding. Gene Ontology annotation, biological process: axonogenesis; cell surface receptor protein tyrosine phosphatase signaling pathway. The record is from RefSeq and is a predicted model, not a curated record. Gene Ontology annotation, cellular component: focal adhesion; axon. NCBI's taxonomy places the organism in Eukaryota, Metazoa, Arthropoda, Insecta, Diptera, Drosophilidae.